This is a messenger RNA of Sorex fumeus (smoky shrew), 359 nucleotides long. It is a transcript of the gene SLC35A4, whose product is annotated as solute carrier family 35 member A4. The record is from RefSeq and is a predicted model, not a curated record. Lineage: Eukaryota; Metazoa; Chordata; Mammalia; Eulipotyphla; Soricidae. The transcript is spliced from 3 exons. The coding region runs from base 45 to 356 and encodes 103 amino acids.
CGAGGAGGCGGGGUUGCGCAUGCGCAGCAACUUCGGCAGGGAAGAUGGCGGAUGACAAGGAUUCCCUGCCCAAGCUUAAGGAUCUGGCGUUCCUCAAGAACCAGCUGGAGCACCUGCAGCGGCGCGUGGAAGACGAAGUCAGCAGUGGUGUGGGCCAGGAUGGCUCGCUCUUGGCCUCCCCGUUCCUCAAGGGCUUCCUGGCCGGCUAUGUGGUGGCCAAACUGAGGGCCUCAGCCGUAUUGGGUUUUGCCGUGGGCACCUGCACUGGCAUCUACGCAGCUCAGGCAUAUGCUGUGCCCAAUGUGGAGAAGACGUUGAGGGACUAUCUGCGGUCACUGCGCAAGGGGCCUGACUAGUCU